Molecule: messenger RNA, 2206 nt
Organism: Rubroshorea leprosula
Lineage: Eukaryota; Viridiplantae; Streptophyta; Magnoliopsida; Malvales; Dipterocarpaceae
Source: the annotation of a GenBank genome assembly
AUUGUAAUCAUUCAAAAAAAACAAAUUUUUAAGAAAAGGGUUUUCAAUGAAGGUCAUUUAUCUAACCCAUAAGUAAUACAUUAAUUUUGAGAGAGCGCCACGUGCUCCACUUUUAAAGUAGAAAUGAUAACACAUUCACGAGUAAAAUGAUCUAGUCACACUUUUUUUUUUUUCUUGUUGCAGUAGUACACUUGAGAAUUUAUUUACGUGAAUUGCGGAAUUCAUCAAAUCAAAUUCCUAAAGAGCUAACUACCUUGAGCAGUCUGUUGGAGGACAUGGUACCUGUAGCUGAAAAUGCUGAGCGGCAUCGCGACAACAUCAUGGUGAAGUUAUGGAUUGCCGAAAUAAUGGAACUGCUUAAUGAUGUGAAGGAUAUAAUAGAUGAAACGAUCGAUGCCAAUAAAUCCAGGCUAACUGCAGAAGUCCAAUCCAGUGCCAACAAGCCAUGGAAACUCAUCCUUAAUUUGUUUAACAAGAUUUCAAGGUUUAUGCGUUCUUAUCGAGAAAAAAGGAUGGUUUCCAAAGUGAAGUAUAUAACUGUUGAAUUAAAAGAAAUUCUUGAUGAAGGAAAGCAGUUAUUAAAAGAAAUUCCUGAUGAAGGAAAGCAGUUAUUAAAAGAAAUUCCUGAUGAAGGAACGCAGUUUGGCCCCGAGAACAGAUUAACUACGCCUGAUCCAAAGAAUCUUGGAAGGAAGCAUUUUGCAAUUGCCGUGCGUAACGCUAUUUACAAAGGGGAGUUUGGGAGAGUAAGAGACCUCUUUGAAAGGAAUCCAGAUGCAUUAUCUACAACAUUUGAAAAUGGGCAAACUGCUCUUCACGUUGCAAUUACUUCUGGUCAGCUAAGGUUUGCUAAGGAAUUGAUCACAUGGACUAGUUCAGCAAACAGUCACCAAUUGGGGAUAAAAGAUGAGAGUGGUAACACAGCUCUUUACUAUGCUGCUCGUAGUGGUAUGAUGGAAAUUGCAAAACGCUUGAUUGAAAAGAACAAGGACUUGCUUACUAUCCCAGAUUGCGACAAUAUGCUUCCGGUUCAAUUGGCGUGCAGGGCAGGCCAUGAGGACAUGACUCGCUACCUCUAUCUUAAUACUCUGCCGCAAGAAUGUCUAAAGGAAGACUAUGGCUUCUUCCUCCUCGAAGAGUGUAUAACUAAGAAAAUUUUUGGUACAAGAGUGAAGGUAGAUAAACGAAGUGUUCUAUCUGAUGGUGUUAGCAUUGUUGCAGCUCAACGAAGAGCUUUGGAUGAGGAUGAAUUUGUGCAAAGUGGAGCAGUGGAAGCAACCUUUCAAGCUAUGAAGAAUGGCAUCCCUCAGAUUGCAAUUGAAAUUGCAAAAGUUUAUACAAAUAUAUUAUGGAACUGUACUGAUCGUGAAGAUUCAAGGAACAUGUUUGCAUGUGCUAUAGCACAUCGUCAAGAGGAAGUGGCACAAUUUCUUUAUGAAUUUAAUGCAAGAAUUGGUGCAGCUCGGUUGCAAAGUGAGUUACGCUGGUUCAAUGCAGUGAAAGGCAUUGUUCCACAGUUCUACAACUAUUUUAAAAAUAAUGAAGGUUAUACUCCUUCCCAAGUGUUUGUUAACGAACACGAGAAGUUGCUAAAAGAAGCGGAAGAAUGGGUGAAGAAAACAGCAGAAUCUUCUACAGUCGUGGGUACUCUAAUCAUUACAAUUAUGUUUGCUGUGGCUUUCACUGUUCCUGCAUCAGAUGCAAUUUCUCUUUUUGCUGCAUCUAGUUCGGUGCUAAUGUUUUUGGGGAUUCUUGCUUCACGUUAUGCUUAUGAAGAUUUCUUUAAAUCUUUACCCGUGAAGUUAAUUAUUGGGAUCUCUUCACUCUUCAUCUCUAUUGCAGCAAUGAUGGUAGCAUUUUGUGUUGCUCUUUUCAUUAUGCUACAAGGUCACUUGUGGAUAGUCAUACCAGUAACUUUGCUUGCUGGUAUUCCGAUCAUUAUCUUUGUACUGUUACUGUCUCCUUUUCUUGUUGAGCUUUAUGCUAUGACUUUUGGACCAGGCAUCUUUGAUAGGAAAAAGAACAGCUUAGGAAAGGAAGAGAUGGAGUCACUACAACAAUAGGUGCUGGCUCUCUAAACUAGAUUCCAAUCGAAAAAGGCCUUAGCUCCAAUAACUCAAAGAUACCUGUUCUGUCAUAUUAAGUCUAGUAAUUAUACGAGUGUGCUCUAUGUGUAUUGUAACUGCAAGAAACAUUUGGUGGAUGU